Molecule: messenger RNA, 1077 nt
Organism: Saccharomyces eubayanus
Lineage: Eukaryota; Fungi; Ascomycota; Saccharomycetes; Saccharomycetales; Saccharomycetaceae
Product: regucalcin
Exons: 1
Coding region: 1-1077 (358 amino acids)
Biological process (GO): L-ascorbic acid biosynthetic process
Molecular function (GO): gluconolactonase activity; calcium ion binding
Source: RefSeq, a predicted model, not a curated record
AUGAGUAGCGGUAGUAGUUUUGAAGAGGUCGCGUUGGGUGGUUUAAAACCUUACUUUCAAGUCCCUGGGGCUAUACACAGUGAAGGAAUAACUUUUGUGAAGGAAACCAAUACGUUGUUAUGGGUCGAUAUCUUUAAAAGUGAGGUUCAUAAGGUGGAAGACAUCGAACACCCCGAGAGUAGCCAUUCUUCUUUUUCUGUUACGCGGGCGAACUAUUCCAAGGACUCGUCGGUUGAGUAUCCUCCCAAUCCGGAAGAUUUGAAGGAAUCUGUUGGUUGUAUCUUCCCAUUAUUCAGUGGGGCCUCCCAAGAUGAAAUUGAGCAAGUUUUGUUUGGUAGUAAAUUCGGCAUCGGUCGGUUGGACUUUACCAACGGCGAAUGGGAAUACCUGAUUUUGUAUUCUCAGUGUUCUGAUUUGAGCUCAGACAGAGCAUAUAAGCUAAGAUCUAACGACGGGAACGUUUCUCCAGACGGGAAAUAUCUGUAUGUAGGCCUAAUGAGCGAUUUUCCAUUUAAAUUGGAGCCGAUUGGGUGCAUUCUCCGUGUUGAUCUAUUGGCCCAGGAGGUAGAGCUGGUGUGGAACUGUAUGUUGAUUCCUAAUGCCAUUCAUUGGGAUAAGAGUGAUGAAAAGUCAAUGUACGUGACGGAUUCUUUGAACUUCACGAUUUGGAAGUGCCCUGGCGGUGACUUACUAAAACGAGAGGAAUUGAUUGACGUAAAGAACUCUAACAAUCAAUCGUUUGAAUCGCCUGAGCCCGAUGGAAGCGCUAUUUGGUUCAGCAAAGAUGGCAAGCAUUCCGGGUACCUGUUUAUCGCCGUCUGGUCCACUUGUAAAGUACAGAUGUUUGACCUGGCUAACGGGAAACUGCUCAAGGAGUUCAUUUUGCCAAAGUCAACGCCGAGAGUCUCAUGUUGUUGUUUUGUCGGUAAAGAUCUGUUUGUGACGACAGCCAACGCAAAAAUCAACGACGCUGUGGGCUUCAAUUUCGAUAAGAUCGGUGGUUGCAUCUAUAGAAUCCCCAACGUGCUAGACGGGAAUGUCCCUUUGGAGUCUACAAAGCCGCAACCACGCUACUAA